AUGGAGUUGCCAUUCUCUCCUUUCAUCUUCUUCGAAUGCUUUCUGCUCUUCCUCAUUUCCUUACUCUCUAUCGCUCAUUCCUUCUCUUCAAUCCACCCACUCUGCCAUGAUGAAGACCGCUCUGCUUUACUGGACUUGAAGCAAAGCCUGACUGUAGAAGAGCUGCAUAUUUCUCUUUGCAGUUUCUCUGGUCGAGUUCCUUCUUCACUUGGUAAUCUAACUCAAUUCAGAUAUCUAGGCCUCUCAUCAAAAGGGCUUCUCAAAGGAAAUUCGUCUUCCUUUUCACGGGUGGCCAAGCUCAACAAACUCAUUUUUUUGGACCUUUCUUCCAUGCUAGAUGGUGAGGUUCCCCAGCUCACAAACCUCACCCAGCUAACUCACUUGGAUCUUAGCCGUAACAGUUUGACUGGUCCAAUCCCUUCUCAGCUCAUGAAUCUUACUCAGCUUACUUCUUUGCAAUUGGGAAAUAAUCAAUUAUCAGGUCCGAUCCCAUCUUGGCUUAUGAACAUGAGACAUUUGUCUUCUCUGUGGCUGAGUUCUAACCAACUCACAGGACAAAUUCCUACUCAAAUCAUGAAUCUUGCCAAUUUAGUUGAGCUUGUGCUUUCAUCAAAUCAAUUGCAAGGAUCAAUUCUAAUUUCCGUCUUUGAGCUGAAGUAUCUUGAGCUUCUAGACCUUAGUUUUGGAAAUGCCACUUCAUUGGAGAUGAUGAAUUUAAGCCAAAAUAACUUGGAAGGGAAAUUACCAAGAUUACUGACUAAAUGUACCAUGCUUCAGUACCUUAAUUUUGGUUACAACCAGAUCAAAGAUACUUUCCCUUCUUGGUUAGGCGCUCUUCCAGAGUUGCAGGUUCUUAUCUUGAGAUCUAAUCACUUUUAUGGGGAGAGAGGUUACCUUGAAUCUAAUUCUGAAUUUCCCAAGCUACUCAUCAUUGAUAUGCCCUGCAACAAUUUCACUGGAAAGUUGCCAACAAAAUACUUCCAGGUUUGGCAUUCCAUGAAAAUGGUCAAGGAAGCAAACAUAAGCUAUAUGCACGGAGAUAUGUUUCUGGCCCUUAGUUCAAACUUCACAGCCUUCACAGCCUUCACAGCCUUCACUGAUUAUGAUUACUCAUUGAGACUGAGGAACAAAGGCAUGACCAUGGAAGACAAGAAGAUCCCAAACGUCUUUAAAGGUAUUGACUUCUCAAGCAACAGAUUCGAAGGAGAAAUUCCAGCUUCCCUUAGCAAUCUACAAGGACUCAAUUUCCUCAACCUAUCUAAAAACAAACUCUCUGGUAACCCUUCAACUUUAGGAAACCUGAAACAUGUUGAAUCCCCGGACCUUUCAAACAACGAGUUCUCGGGGGAUAUUCCAGCAAACUUAGUGUGACUCACCUUUC
Messenger RNA from Carica papaya (papaya), 1381 nucleotides. Lineage: Eukaryota; Viridiplantae; Streptophyta; Magnoliopsida; Brassicales; Caricaceae. The record is from RefSeq and is a predicted model, not a curated record.